GAUCACGGGUCACUUGUCCACCGGCACCCGGCUGGCGACACACAGUAUAUACACAUAUAGACAGGAAAUAUCUGUCAACAUGAGGGGUACCGUACUCCCCCUUACUCUGGGGAUUUUAAUUCUGGGGACUAUCCCGGGAGUGACAUCCGAUUCACACGGGGGUACACACGUAGUGGAACCCAUGAAAGAAAUGCCGGACCCUUUCGAUGCCCUGGAAGAAAUAAUUGGUGCUCGGAAGGCUGCCGAGAAAGGCUGCAAUAUAAUGAAGGCCAAACAUUGCUUCCUUGAGAUGGCAGGUGCGACCGUCAAAAUCCUGGGAGGAGGCAUGUCCCGAGAGGAACAGAAAAUGACCUGCUGGCAGGUACAUGAAUAUCGGGACUGCGUUGAAGACAGUAUGUCCGGCUGCCCAAUGUCGGACGGGAACUGGCGCGGUAUGCAGGCCCUAGAGCCAUACGUACCCCUCCUUUCCAGUGUAGCCAACACCGUCUGUAUGGAAGAUGGAGAGCGGAAAGAAAUGGACGACUGUCCCAUGGAAACUGCAGGCCAUUGUCUCAUGGGGUUCUUUUACGUAGCAGCAGAAGCCUACUCACCUGCGACAUGCUGGCAGUCCCUCCACUCCAGUGGUUGUUUGGAGUCCGUACUUAAGGAAUGCAAGAAUCCUUACGUCCAGCGUAUGAAGUCGAUCAUCACCAAUCAAAUCCGCUUGACUUCCUCCCUUACAUGUGUGAUGUCAGGUUGUCAUCCAGAUGCCGCCUUUGAAUGUCUCAUGUCAGCCAAAUAUGCUGCUGAGUCCCCCCUAGCUACCAUGUACAGGUCUCCAAUCCUGUGUGGACGUUUGACGAACGCCAUUACCUGUAUAAUAAACAACACUAUUGGGUGUCCUGCGGAUCAGUACAACGAGCUUGCCAUGGGAAUUCUUCACCUCGACAAAGCUUCCAAAGUCGUCUGCCCGGCGGAUUCCUUCUCUGCCGUUCCUGAAAAUGUUAUCACUCAGAACCUGGCAGCAUUCAUGGCCAUCUCAGAAACCCCUUUCACCACACCCGAAACUGUGUGUCCUUACUUUAAAUAUGCCGAAGAUUCACUGAUGAAGGUUUCGUUAGAGGAUUUCUCCUUGGAUAAUGUUAUGAAAACAAAAAUGGUAACUAACAACAUCGUUGGAGACUAUUGUAAAAUGGAUAAGGAGAUGGAUGAUUGUGAAAUGUGGCAAACGGCCAAACCAAUGUGUGAUGUCGCCCAGGCUGAGAUGUGUACCAACAUGGCAGAACUACCCUUCCUUUUAGCCGAGGUUGAGAUUCUCGGCAAAGAAACUGUGUGCCAGGAAGUCCGUAAGCUGGCUAAGUGUGUAAACAGCAAGAUAUCCGGCUGCAGGAUGGACCAACUUCCGGGAGUUAACUUCGCCUUCUGGUAUAUCCUUGGAGAGGUUGCAGAUUAUUGUCCGAUACAGGAGCUGCUUUCGUCAUCAUCCUGUAAACAAGAAAAAUGUCAGACAAUGGAAGCUUUCUACAAGUGCUUCCCAAUGGUCACACAGGACGAUUUUAGUAGCGGCAGAUCCUGCAUGAUGAUGAAGGAAACCCUUGAGUGUGUGAAGAUGUACACCAGUGGCUGUGUCAUGUCCCUCGGCAUGGUCCCCAUCGCCUACACUGUACGCCAUUACCUUUCCCAGUUCACACCUUAUUGCAUGGUACCACACUUCGAUGAUAUGCACGACUCCGUCACCGACCCGAGGCACAUUGAGGGCGGCAUGAUGAUGCUUCAGGCCCUUCAGUAUGCUCUAACGAAUGGCAGUGAUAUUGUACGCGACAUGUGUCACGUCCUUUACACCGCCGGUGAAACAAAAGAGGAAAUUAAGCCCCACCCCAUGAUAGCUUUCGCGAUUAAGAAGAUGAUGGGAUAUGGAACAGAACUGUUUGAGUACUUGUGUACAAGGUAUCCAGAGGAUUCAUUAAAGACAAUGUCUACUGAAAAUAUGACUGCAGCCCAGACGGCCAAUCAACCAGGCUGUGAGGCGGAGAAGGCUGCCUACUGUUUCGCAAUGCACACCACUUCUAUGAUGGUAUACCAGUUCAUGUCUCUAGACGACAGACAUACCUUGUGCAGGGAUGGUUACAAUAUGGUCAUGGAGUGCAUCAAAAACCACACAAGUGGGUGCUCGGCCGAGAGGAAGGCCGUGUUCGAAUCUUCCAAGGAAAUCACCGGUAUCCUGCAAGUCUCCUACUGUCCGUCGGACAAAAUGUCCGAGUACUCCAAAUUGAAGAUGGAUGGCUGUGCACCCGAAACGGCACAGUAUUGUUUGGACUGGUACUUAGAGGAGCUUCCCACCAAGUCAGCCUUCCAUAUCGAGGAUUCAUGCGAGAAGGCCGGUAAGGCUGUUCAAUGUAUGUGGUAUCAUACCGUCAACUGCACGUCUUCAACUGACCUGACGUCCGUGAUGGCUGCUGCGAAGUCCAUAGUCUCCAUGGUCGGACACAAAUGCUUUCCGAUGGCUUCGCCCGAUUUGUGCGAGUCCUUGACAUAUUUGUCCGACCACCUUGUAGCAGAGCAGUCGUCAUGUGCAUAUGAAGAAGCUAUGGACUGUGUCAACUUGUUCACUGCAGCAAAGCCAGCACUUGAGAAAGUUCCGGAGAUGGUGUGCCAUGCUGGUCAUAAGGCAGUGGUGUGUGCUAUGGUGAAAGGAUCAGGAUGUACUGAAGCCCAGAAGGACGCACUAAAUACUUCUAUUCAGACGGUUGCUGCAACAGUUAUGCCUUUGUGUGCCAACAUGUCAAUGGAAACUCGUAACCCAUGUAAUGUUACCUAUGCCGAAAACCAGCUGGUGUGCAACACAAACUACCUCACGUGCUUCGCAGGAUUCACGGAACCAGCUUCAAUGUGCACGAAUGCACCUGCUAUCAAAGCCUGUAUCAGUCUCCACCUGCGAGGCUGCGAUGUCAAUCUUGUGUACGAGAACCAACUCAGUGUUAUGGUUACAAAGCAAAUGCUUGAGGACGCAACUGGCCUGUCCUGUGACAUUGUACCGACUCUGCCCCCCGGUGUUGCGAGCCCCACCUACACCAGGAAUGCGACGUGUAUGGGAGGGAUGGACAUCAUGACGCAAUACCUCUACAACCCUAAUGCCACAGAGAUGCACCUCUGCAAGGCCUGGCACGCUGUUCAUGACUGCGUGUUGGAAAGUGUUGACCAGAUGCCCAUUAUGCUGAAAUCUUACAUGACAGAGCUCGCCAGGUCAAUUUCGGAACAAAUGAGACUACGAUGUUUUGUCGAAGAUAAUUUUGAGCUGAUCUAUGGAAAGGAAGAAAAUGUUGAGGACUGGGAUGCCUUCCUGAAUGUGUCCGGUUGUAAUUUGACUGAAGCGUCUGUGUGCCUCGGAAGUUACUUUGAGACAGCUCUCUAUUCUGGCUUGACGGCACUACAGGAUAAAGAAUUUUUUUGUGGGUCCUUCCUCACUGACCAGCUGCAGUGUAUCCAUAACCACACGGAUUCCUGUCCAGCCCCCGCCAAAGCUAGGUUUAUGCGUGUCAUUGACUGGUCGUCCAGCAUCUCCACCAAUCUCGGCAUCUGUUCCAUUGAAUCACCACGGCAAUGUGAUCCACGGGAAGCUGUUAAAUGUAUCAUAGAUCUGUCCAGUGCACUUCUCGCCUAUGGGGAAGGUGACGAGACUAAUGCACUUUGUGCAGCACUGAUACCUACAGAAAUGUGUGUCACCUAUCAAACCAGUGGGUGUUCCGAUGAAGCUCGUCUGAGUGUUGAAUAUACAUACGCUUCCAUAGCUGCCAUGAUCAUGAAAAAAUGUGAGGAACCCAAACUUUACAUGGAAAUGGCGAACUCUUGCGAUGCUAAAGAGGAAUGCAAUUUUGAAAGGAGUAAACAUUGUCUGAUGGAAGUCGCGGAGAAGGCCUGGAGUGUUGUAGAGGGCUAUGGAGACCGAAUGAGUGUCUGCAGAGAGGUUGUUGGAUUGGGAGAGUGUGCCCAGAAGAACAUGAUGGGAUGUAAAGACAUGCAGAAGGACAUCCUCAGUUUCUACGGUGAAAUGAUGAAGACACUCGUCUCCAAUAUCUGUGAUGCUGGUAGUAAAGAUAUGGUACCGGAGCGCACAGACUCCCCCAAGAUGUGUGUGACAUUAGCGGGGCAUUGUAUGAAGGACUUCAUGACCGUGACUCUGGGAGGAACUCUCACCGGGUCCUGUGGUCAAGCCCCUGGGACAAUAACAUGUCUGAUGACUGCUAUCAAAAGUGACUGUCAUCCACCCCAACGUGAGAUGAUAAAAAUGGCUAUGGAGCAAAUCUCAAUGUUAUCCGAGCGAGUGUGUUCAUAUGGCAGCUGUAACUUAGAACUGGCUAAAAUGUGCGUCAUGGAGGCAGACAGCCUCAUUAAAAAGGCAGCCGACCGCUUCAUGGAGUCGUCAAUUAUGUGUGGUGCCCUUGAAAUGAGCAUGUCCUGUGCUCACAAACACUUCAUGUCCUGUGACAGAACAACAAAUCCAUUUAUGGCUAUUCAUCUGAAGGAGCUGAACUCCGUUAAAAUGAAGUUAUGUGAUGAGCACAAAAAAGAGUAUGAUAUACAGUCGUUGAGAAUUCCUGAUACAGCUGGACUCAUGGCCCUGGCUGCCAUAGUUACUAAUCCACUUGCUACCAAGGAGCAGAUCUGCCCACAAGCCCUAGCCAUCGAACAAGGGAUAGCCCAGUUGGCUUUUGAACUCUCAGCUUCGGAGUAUGAUGAAGUCGCGAAGGCAUUUUAUCUACCUAGCAAGAUCAUCGGUGAUAUGUGUUAUAGAGAGGAGGACAAACAAGACACAGGUGUUGGUAUGCAGUGUGAUGAGCUAGCUGCCGUGUCUUGUCUCGCAGAGGCAAACCUUGUGACCCACAUCAAGGAGGCUGUUUUCUACGGCUGGCAGGGUGCAUGCAUGUCGGUACAACAGCUGAUGUGCUGUGUCACACAAAAGACGUCAAACUGUCCAUCAGUAAAACUCGCCCACCAGAUCAUUAUGGAUGGCGUCAACCUCGUCUCUGAUCACUGCCCUGUCGAGGAAAUAUACAAACAUUUCCUUGCUGAGUGUAAGAUGCCUACAGUGCAACCAUGUAAAGUCGCAGAUGCCUUUACAGCUUGCUUCCCUCCAAUGGAGGAUGCCAACAGAGCCAACGUCUGCUCGAAUCUCUCUAUGAUUGCGGCAUGUGUACAUAAGCAUGCCGCCGGAUGCUCCAUUAUACAAACAUCAGCUCUACAGUUCUACGUGGAACAGUUCAGCUUAUGGGUACAGCCUUGUACCUAUUUGGUUGGUUUGGACUGGGGUAUCUACUCCAAAGGGGAUGAGUACGGCAGACUGGUUGCAUGCAAUAGCGUCUACAUGAGCGAUCUUCAACAUACUCUGAAUUCAACUCAGGACCUGAAAGAAAGCUUUUGUCGCAUUUCCCAAAAAGCCUCCACAUGUUACCUAUUGAACCAGCACCAUAUUCCAGCCUAUCUAGGAUAUGUACUGGAAUCAAAGCAGAGAUCUUAUGGAAAAUUGGAGGAAUAUUGUGAUAUGGGAAAAGCAGAAAAAGACGGUGAGUGCCCGAAGAGUGGGGAUGCUGGUAUCUGUGUCAUGAACUGUAGUUCUGAUUUUGAAUGUGAGGGUCAGAAGAAAUGCUGUUUCAAUAACUGUGGAUAUACAUGUGUUAUGCCAACAGGUGUAACAACCACCACAGCAGUAGCACCGGUAGCAGAACUUGCUGGCUGUCAGGUGGGCAAAGCCGCAACAUGUGCGACGGCCUAUAUUAUGGGUCUCGAUAACUUGAACCUGUUACCAUUGGACCAGAGGGGUUCAGUUUGUAGACAAUACUGGAACAUGAAACACUGUGUGAUGACCAAUUUGGAGAAUUGCUCUGAAAAACGAAAGGCUAUCUUCAUGGAGGUGGACGAGCUUGUGAAACACAUGUACGAUGUGUCUUGUGAGGAAUCAAUGCAAACUACACUACUGCGGGUGGACGGACUGUGUGUACCAGAUGUGGCUGAAUACUGUAUAAACGCCCUGGGCGAGAUGAUCUACUACGCACCCACAGGCAGUGAAAAACAAGUUUGCAGGACAUCCUACCACAUAAUGCAAUGUGUGCAACGCUCCUUGGAGAGCUGUCCCGAAAAUGUCACUAUGAACGUCAUCAAUUCGAUGGAACCUGUGAUAACCAUGCUUGGGGACUCCUGUCCACUGGCUUCUGCCAUCAAAUGCAACACAACAGCCUGGCGUGACACUGUAACACAUGCUGCUUGCAAUGAGGACGCCGUGUGGGGAGCAUUCCAAUACUUUCAGCAAAUAGCUACCGCCGAGGCCAAAAACAGUACAGCUGUGUGCAAGGCGUUUGAGGAUAUAUCUAUAUACGCGACUAGGCAAACUCUGCUCUGUGACCACUCCUCUCUGACCAUGAUAAACCAGACCUGGUGGUUGAUAAUGUCCACCUACGGUAAAUACUGCAAAGCCAACGGUCAUAUGUCUCCAGCGUUUAUGGGUGCAAUGGAAUCGGAACAGAUGUGUAUGCACCAGCCUACAUGCUCCAACGACUGGAGCGUUUGUUUCCCCGAUAUGAUGGAGGCCCGUUCUGAUGACAUAUGCAUGAACAAAGAAAAAAUACUGAUGUGCAUGGACAAAGUGCUUGCUGGCUGCGACACAAGUUACAGAGAGAAUUCGUUCCAUGGCCUCUUGAUCGUUAUCGGAAACAUGAACCUAAGCUGCAAUUUGUUGGAUGCUAUAAAUAGUAACAUGACCUCAUUAGCCGGUCUGAAAGAUACUACCGUAGACCCCUGUCUUCUGAAUCUAAUGACGGGAGGUGGAAAAUGGCUGCAUUCCCAUCUGAACUUUGAUAGCCGUGGAAUUUGCGAACUGUUCGAGAAUUUCACUGAAUGUAGUAGCAACUAUCUUCAAUACCCAAUGCCUCCAGUUUACAAAGGAAUGUUUAAACAAUUCGUCCAGCAAAUAAAAACUUACACGAAACUAAGGUGUGAAAUCAAUGAGGCUCAUCGUGAGGUUUGGUGGGACGAGGUAAAACAUAUGCCAGGAGUGGAUUAUUUAAUCGACCAAAUUGAGCAGGGGAUGAAGAAGAGUAAUGACACUGUUUAUGACUCGAUGAAUGUCAUGGAACACCUGUUCCAGAUGUUCAUGUCCCUCUUUAAAGAUAUGCCCCAUAAUGCCCAAGAGCCAGAAAGCUGUGAACUCAACAUGGCUGAUAACUGUAUGGCAGACACUGUGCUUGGUGCCCUCUACAUCGGAUAUAACCCACUGGGAAGUAGGGAAGCUGCUUGCAAGAGUACCCAUGCAUCCUAUGAAUGCGUACUAGAAGCCACAAAGAGUUGCAAUUCUAUGACGCGCGUCCGCUACUUCCGUAUGUUGGAAUGGAUUGCACGUCUCGGAUUGUCGAGCGGCGUUUGCCCCAUGGAAGAGGGAGAACAGAGUAAGGUACCCGAGUGUGACUACGACGGUGCCAUGGACUGUGUAGGAGAGCUGAGUAAAACCAUUGUAUACCUUCAGGCUGGAGAUUCCAAGGCUGCCCUGAUUUCACCACUGGGACCCACUGAGAUGUGCAUUGCUGAAAAGACCUGGAUGUGUGAACCUCGCUAUAGGAAGAUGGUUGAAAGCACAUACAACGACUUGAAGACCAUUGCUAUUAGUGUAAGCAUGCCAGCCCCCAGAGCAGAGUCUAUGAGGAAUGAAAGGAUGAAGGCUCUCGACAUGGCUGCUGACAUGUGCCCAGAUGAUGAUGAUAUGGAUGAUGAGGAUAGGAAAUCACCAUGUGACGUGUCAUCAGCUAUGCUCUGCAUUAGCUACCUACAAAAGAAACUCCCUGAGAUGGGAUCUAAUAAUGAGGAAGCUUGUCAGGCCAUGGUCACGAUGCAAAUGUGUGUAAAGCGCAACAUGAUGGGCUGUAUGUCAAGUGAGACCAGUGGUGUUCGAGCCAUGAUGAAGGAGAUAUCGGAGAAGGUGCAUUGCCCAGCUCUCCAAUGUGACAUGUGCAGUGCUAGGACCUGUGUGCGCCAACUACACAGGGCAGUUAUGCACAGAAAGGCUUCAUGCAUUGACGUAUGGAAGACCAAAGCAUGUGUAAGGGAACACAUGUCGCACUGUAGCGGGGAAAUGAUGUCCAAUGUUUCCAUGGAGAUGGAGAGGGUGAUGAGAGAUGUGAGUUCCGCCGUUUGUGAACAUCCGACUGUGAACCCCACCGACUGUACGAUGGGGUUGGCCAAAGUUGCUCAUAAGAUCCUCGGCCUCGGGGUUGACCUGGAAGAUUUGAUGAUGAUGGGUAUGGAUGAUGAUAAAAUAGAUGAGGAUGAGGAUAAGGAUUCUGAUGACAAAGAUGACAAGGAUGAUAUGGAUGAUAAGGAUGAUGUCAGAACUACAGCAACUCCUAAAACAACUGCUACCAAAAAUUCGACGGUAACCAAUAAAAAUGCCACCAUGCCCGACAUGGCCAAUAAGUCCAGCAUGUUAACUGGUAAACAGAUCAUGUUUUUGGAGAGGUUAUUUAGCCUUGUAGCUGGUAGUAAGAGCGGAGAGGACUGUGAGAAGAACGACAUGCAUGAUGAUGACAGUAUGGAGUCCAUGUGUCAAUCAGCUUCGAUGGCGUGGCAUUGUGUUGAGUCCCACCUGGACAUGGUGCCCGAGGGAAUGCGAUCAGUGGCCAGGGCUUCACUAAACCUCAUAGGAGAGGCUAUCACAGCAAAAUGUAUAGAGGAGACCCAGAAGGAGCCAUUGAUGUGUUUCAGCUGUAAAAAUGCUCACUCUAACGAGGAGUGUAAUGCCCAGCAACCCCAGACUUGCCACGGAGACCGACAGUCCUGUUACACUAUUGUGGAUAAUGGACGCAUCACUAAGGGAUGUGCGUACCGUGUGCCCCUCCGAAAGACCUCGGAGUGUGUCAAUUACGGCAAGAAGUGUGCCUACUUCUGUGACAAGUCCCAGUGUAACUGGCAGCAACACAGGGGAGUCAUAGAUCCACCCACCUGUGACAGACGUGCCGCGACAUUGUGCGGCAUGACACUAGUCAGUAACAUGCUUCAUUCUGAACAUCUGAAUUGCGGCGUUGCUAUGAAAGCCCUUGGCUGUGUCCAACACUUCACCAAAGACUGCAUGUCUCACAAAGAAGCUAUGAUGAGCAAACACGCCGAGGCCGCUCUACAUAGUCCUGCAAUGAUGCAGUGUUACGCCAAGGACAUACCCUGUACCUGUGGUUACUGUAGCGUCCUGUCACUGGCUCGUGUCCAGCAUAACACAUACCUGACCAGGGUCGAGAAGUGCAUGUGGGCCAAAACCGCACAAAGUGACGUGGUGACCUCCUUACUUACGGAGGAUUGCAGCUUUGAUGACGCCUACCAGCUUACAGCAGAUGUAAAGUUGGUGAAAAGUGUGAUGAGUGACACCUGUAUGGAGACUCCAAGGGCACUGUGCAAUUUAGAGGGUGCCGAACAAUGUGUACAACUCUCAAUGCUGGAGGAAAUGGAAGAAAGGAGAGUACAGUACACAGACAAGAAGCGUUUCUGCGGAACUGCCUACAAGAUGCUGCUGUGUGUACGUUGGAACACAGAACAGUGUGAUGCUGUGGUAUUCAACAUUGCCAUGGCAUCAUACGGGGAUAUCCUGAUGAAAUUGAAGGCCUACUGUGACCUCGGUAACCUUGGUAACUCCAGUGACUACUUCAAAGACCUGGCAGACCUCACUGAAAUGAUCCAGGAUAAAAUGACAGACAGAAUCGGGCUCUUACAGUAUGGGUUUGGUGACACUGUUUACAUGAUGGCAGAGGUUAUGAGGGAGCUGUAUACACCAGUGAUAGAAUGUAAGCCAGCCAUUGCUUUACGUUAUUGUUUCAAUGGGUUAGGAGGUGUUGACCCAAACAGUAACGACUAUUGCAAUGCUCUAAGUAGGGCGGCCGACUGUGUGGACUCGCAAACCUCACAGUGUCUGAUGGUGCAGAAAGCUCCGGUGUUGUAUGCGCUACAUAAAUUUGCUAGUUAUGGCUCACCGUUAUGCAGCGUCAUCCAAGAUCUUCAACAACAGUAUGAGAUGCAUGCGACGGACCCGUAUGGACUUCUUGCCACAUGUCUGGCAAAUUUCACCGGAUUUUUGCAUGAAAAUUAUGUGAACCUGACCUCAGGUUCCACCUAUAACCUGUGUAUGGCAGCAAUGAGGAUGGACACAUGUAUCUACAAUGUUCCUUUGCCCCGUGCCGGCAAAGUGUACCUGUCAAGUCUGGCCUCCCUCUCUCACAAUAUCAUGGACCAAGCCUGUUCAAGCAUGGAUCGCAGUCCCCGGGAAUGUGAUUCAGGGGACCUCCUGUGCGAGUUCAUGGCGUAUAACCCUCCCCCUGCGAUGGACGACUCCUGGAUGUCUGUACCAGAGCCUGCUGAGUGUGACCUUGAGGGUGCGUCCUUCUGCAUCAGUGGUAACCUGUUGCGUAUCAUGUCGACGUCCUUCCUCAACGUCGACGAAUUCACCAGUGUCUGCUGGGAACAACUAACAAUGGCGUCCUGUGUAGCCACAAAAACGCAGGCCUGCUCCCCGGCGAGACGUCAGUUCUUUGCCAGCACUGUGGAAUGGUUCCAUAACAUAACUUCAAUUGGAUGUGAUAUGGUCGCUGACAUAAGGGUACCAAACUGUUCCAUUGCCAAAGAAUGCCUGACUGAUAUGGUCGGCUACAGUGUUAGUGCUGAGGGAUACAUGAACUGGAAUCACAUGUGCUGGAAGCUGGAAAAGACCCAGGAAUGUGUGUACCAACAUGCACCUGCUUGUUCUGCAUCAGAAAUGGCUUUUGUCCACGAAGGAAUCCAGUUAGUCGGCAAUCUCACCAAGAAUAUGUGCCCUCAUUCCUCUGCCUCUCUUUGCAAGUUGAGCAUGAUGGCUCCUAUAAAUCCUGCUGCCACCUGUGCUGAAGAAAAACUACUAGAGUGUGUAUUUAUUUACUACUAUGCAACCAGGGGCCAACAGCUGACAGAAAAUGAAUACUGCCUGUAUCAACAAACUGCCGAAAAUUGUAUAAUGUCUUACUCAAGUGACUGUCCUGCCUACACCCUCAUGGAUAUUGAACAGGCAAUGAGGCCCGGUAUUGUAGGAAGUGGUUUCACCUGCCCCAAGAAUAGCAUAGACUAUGACUCUAUGUGUCCAGUUUAUAAUAACUGCUCCGUGUCGCAAUCAGUCAUGAAGAUCAACAGCAUGUAUGAAAGAACCAUUCAAGACAAGACCGCUGGAAAGAGUAAUGCUGAACUCUGCAGCGCAAUAGCAGUCGACAUGUCCGCUCUGACCGCAGAAGUAACGCAUUGUAACCCAUUGGAGAUUGCCAUGAUAAACAAACCUCUAAACAACAUCGACCUCGCCCUCACUUUUGUACAUGGUGUAGACUGUAACAGUGUUACUCCGUUUACAAGCAGCAUGCAACCAAUCGACCCACUCCAUGUAGAACUUCAAACCUGCUAUAACAUGCUUUAUGACAGUCUCCACCAAUCCAGCUUAAAUGCCACCUAUGGCUUCUACGAUAUCUGCGAGACAGCCAUGGCCUUCAACAGCUGUGUGGCCACAAUGGGCAUGCCUGCAGACCGACCAAGUGAAAUGCUCAUCAACCAUUUAAUGAGUUCUAAUAUGAAGCACAUUCAGAACUUCAUCACAACAAGCUGUUCACCUAUUAAGAUCACAGCCCAAACAGUGAAACUAGUCAAGACACCAGUUGCUGCCACUUGUCAACAGGAAACUGUUUUCCAUUGUAUGGCAUACUUUGCAACCAAGGCAGCCUUUAUGCCUAUACUUGGUGAAGGAGACCAACUUAGUCUUUGCGGGGAGCCAGCCUACAUCCGUGAGAUGUGUAUUUUAAAUGAGAACUUGACCGCAGGCUGUUCAGAUGUGACAAUGAUGCAGAUGCGUACAUUCCAAUACAUGUUUGAACAACUUGUUAUGAGUUCACCCACUUGUUCAUGGAUGGUUACCGAAGACGUGCGAAAGGGUUCAGAUCGACUUUUGGCGGGUGGUGAUAUGAUGAAUGAGGAUGGUGUCAUAGAGGUUCUUCAAGAUCAGAUGAGAUCCUGGCAGGAAGCUGUUCUGGGUUCUGUCAAAGCCAUGCAGGAUGCCUAUAUGGUUGGUGAUAUGAGAAAUGACAAGGAUGAGGAAGAUCGAAAGGCAGACGACAUGGAUGAGGAAGAUCGUGAGAAAGAUGAAAUGGAUAAGGAAGACUGCCGUCCUAGAGGGGCUACUGAGUGUUACCUUACAGCAAUUUCUACUGUUACAGCAGAAGAUUGGGUUGGACCAUCAUUUGAUAACUUCUGUCGUAAGUUAGACGGCAUGUAUGGUUGCAUGAAGAAGGAGAUGGCUGGCUGUAUGGAAUGGCAGCAGGUCAUGGUUAGGAAGCUUUACAGCGAAACACACUUUUACUACAACAGCGUGUGUGCCGACAAGAUGGCCGACAUGGCUGAGGACGGCUGUGAUUGGGCCAAGUCAAUGGUCUUUAAAAUGAUGGCCAAUCACACAAUGAGGAAGAUGGGCGAUAAGUGUCAAGUCCAUGUGGAAGAGCACUGUCGUGAUCAACGCUCGUGUGAUCCCAUGGCCAUCACCAGAUGUUACCGCCCUAUCCAGCUACACGUGGCCGCUAUCAUAGACGACAAACUACCAGCCAAUGUGCAAGUCUGCGAACAACUUGCCGUGGCAGCUAAGUGUGUAGAGAGACUGCAUUGUGACGAGCGCACAAUGUACCGUGUCCACGAGACCAUGGAGCCGGCCCUGUCCAAGCUAACCAAGAUGUGUUACAAGAUGCCAGUACAAACCUGUAUUACCAGUUCCAUGUGGAAGAUGGCUGCCAUCGUCUUGCUGAAUAAGAAAACUUACGAGACUAGUUAUGCAUUGGGUUAUAUGAAGAUGCACAUGUACGACGAUAGAAUGAAUAUGAGCAGAAAUAACACCACUUCCGCAAAUACAACCAAACCUGAUGAUGUAAUGAACGAUGGAAAAUGGUCCGAGGAGGGUAUGGCUAAAGCUCUGAUGACACUCCAACACAUCCUCAGUAGAGACAAUGGGUGUAGUAAAGAUAUGGAGGUUGAUGGAGAUCUGGCCACGGGGUUGAAAUACCUCGUACGAUAUGCCUUCAUGUACGAAAAAAUGGUAGAGACUGACGAAAAUUUCAUGAACAUGAUGACACUAGCUAUGGCCGGAGAACUAAGGAAUGCUGUAGGUGAUUCUGUUGGCGGGGACUUCGGCUCAAACAAUCAAGAGUUGGGCGACCUGAUCAAGAUGGUUAGAGACCGAUUUGACGACAGAGAAAACAUGACGAGGAAUAAUAUGACCAUGCAUGGUAACACGACGAGGAACAACGCGACCGUACCUGGGUACAAUAUGACGGCGCCGAGAAGUAAUACCAGCAUGGAAAUGGACUGGAAGCUGAGAGAUGUUAUUGGCAGGAUAAUCACCCACCUGAUUGUCUAUGGCAACAGUGAUACUUUCAUGCAGGUCGAGACACACAAGGUCGUUAAAGCUAAAAUGAUGAAAGCUAUAGAAAUGGCCAAAAUGCGGGGCAAUGACCUUGAACUUGAAGAAAGAGAUGAAGACGCCUUUGAACGACUGGAUUUGAACUUAGGCAAAGAUCUUGAAAAUGCUGUUGACUGGGAGAUGAUGAAUAUUCUGAAGACGGUGUAUGAUGUUGCAAUGCUAGAGAGUUCCAACCUUACCAUGAACCACACGAUGGAGCUGCUAGAGAUGGCCCAGCACAUCCAUGCCUACAGGAAGCAAGAGCUGUGUAUGUCCAUGGUUGGGGCCUGGCAGUGUACCUCUAGUACCCUAAUGCUGUUGCCGGAGUCUGUUCGUGGCAUGGUCAACCAGACACUCAACUCCCUCUACAGUAUUACUGGACACUUCUGUGAAGAGACCGACGAAAAUUUCAUGAACAUGAUGACACUAGCUAUGGCCGGAGAACUAAGGAAUGCUGUAGGUGAUUCUGUUGGCGGGGACUUCGGCUCAAACAAUCAAGAGUUGGGCGACCUGAUCAAGAUGGUUAGAGACCGAUUUGAUGACAGAGAAAACAUGACGAGGAAUAAUAUGACCAUGCCUAGUAACACGACGAGGAAUAAUAUGACCAUGCAUGGUAACGCGACCGUACCUGGGUACAAUAUGACGGCGCCGAGAAGUAAUACCAGCAUGGAAAUGGACUGGAAGCUGAGAGAUGUUAUUGGCAGGAUAAUCACCCACCUGAUUGUCUAUGGCAACAGUGAUACUUUCAUGCAGGUCGAGACACACAAGGUCGUUAAAGCUAAAAUGAUGAAAGCUAUAGAAAUGGCCAAAAUGCGGGGCAAUGACCUUGAACUUGAAGAAAGAGAUGAAGACGCCUUUGAACGACUGGAUUUGAACUUAGGCAAAGAUCUUGAAAAUGCUGUUGACUGGGAGAUGAUGAAUAUUCUGAAGACGGUAUAUGAUGUUGCAAUGCUAGAGAGUUCCAACCUUACCAUGAACCACACGAUGGAGCUGCUAGAGAUGGCCCAGCACAUCCAUGCCUACAGGAAGCAAGAGCUGUGUAUGUCCAUGGUUGGGGCCUGGCAGUGUACCUCUAGUACCCUAAUGCUGUUGCCGGAGUCUGUUCGUGGCAUGGUCAACCAGACACUCAACUCCCUCUACAGUAUUACUGGACACUUCUGUGAAGAGUUGAAAUGCUAUAGCUGUGACAAUUUCCACGACAACGAGGCCUGUAACAAACAAGCCAUGGUGACAUGUAAACCCGGCCAGGUAUGCUUCACUCAUGUCGACAACGGUGAGAUGAAGAAGGGAUGUGCUGCCCCAACUAUGGGAGACUGGCAGAAAGAUAAGGAGAUGUACAGUACCUGUAUGGGACACGGAUGUAACCAUCCUAAAUUCGGAGCCAGGAAAGAAGCAGAGAAUGAAAUGUGCCAGCCGUUCAAAGCCAUUGGAUGUAUGUAUGAACUACUACCCACCAUGCUACAGGGACAGGAAGUUGACUACAGGGAGGCGUACAAGGCAUUCCACUGUAUGGAGUACUAUACCUCUAGCUGUAUCAUGGAGGAGCACAGAGAGCUCAGUCGUAUGGCUCAGCGGGUCAAGGUCGCAAUGACUGAUGGACAGUGCUCUCAGCCUGACUUCGUACACACUUGUGGCCUUUCGUCCAUCCUUGAACUUGCCGACCUCGUAAAAACUCCAGCAGCUAGCAGGAAAACUAUCUGCACCACGCUGAACCAGACUGUGAGCAACGUUAUGCUUGCCAAUUACUGGAACCAGUGCACAGAAUAUGAGAUGGUUAUGACCUAUAAUGAAUUAAAUAUGAUAAGCUCAGUGAUUGGCCCAGACUUCUGUCCGGGAAUCGAUCCCCGCAACCCACAGAAAUGUGCAGAAGAACGCGCAAAACUCCCACCCAUGUGCAAUUUGGAGGAGGCCAUUGGUAAAUGUCUUUAUGAAGCAGACGUAUUGCACAAGAUGGUAGAAAUUCUCGGAGACCCUGAAGAAUGGAGAGACAUGGACUUCUUGUGCAGGACCGUACCUGGGUACAAUAUGACGGCGCCGAGAAGUAAUACCAGCAUGGAAAUGGACUGGAAGCUGAGAGAUGUUAUUGGCAGGAUAAUCACCCACCUGAUUGUCUAUGGCAACAGUGAUACUUUCAUGCAGGUCGAGACACACAAGGUCGUUAAAGCUAAAAUGAUGAAAGCUAUAGAAAUGGCCAAAAUGCGGGGCAAUGACCUUGAACUUGAAGAAAGAGAUGAAGACGCCUUUGAACGACUGGAUUUGAACUUAGGCAAAGAUCUUGAAAAUGCUGUUGACUGGGAGAUGAUGAAUAUUCUGAAGACGGUGUAUGAUGUUGCAAUGCUAGAGAGUUCCAACCUUACCAUGAACCACACGAUGGAGCUGCUAGAGAUGGCCCAGCACAUCCAUGCCUACAGGAAGCAAGAGCUGUGUAUGUCCAUGGUUGGGGCCUGGCAGUGUACCUCUAGUACCCUAAUGCUGUUGCCGGAGUCUGUUCGUGGCAUGGUCAACCAGACACUCAACUCCCUCUACAGUAUUACUGGACACUUCUGUGAAGAGUUGAAAUGCUAUAGCUGUGACGAUUUCCACGACAACGAGGCCUGUAACAAACAAGCCAUGGUGACAUGUAAACCCGGCCAGGUAUGCUUCACUCAUGUCGACAACGGUGAGAUGAAGAAGGGAUGUGCUGCCCCAACUAUGGGAGACUGGCAGAAAGAUAAGGAGAUGUACAGUACCUGUAUGGGACACGGAUGUAACCAUCCUAAAUUCGGAGCCAGGAAAGAAGCAGAGAAUGAAAUGUGCCAGCCGUUCAAAGCCAUUGGAUGUAUGUAUGAACUACUACCCACCAUGCUACAGGGACAGGAAGUUGACUACAGGGAGGCGUACAAGGCAUUCCACUGUAUGGAGUACUAUACCUCUAGCUGUAUCAUGGAGGAGCACAGAGAGCUCAGUCGUAUGGCUCAGCGGGUCAAGGUCGCAAUGACUGAUGGACAGUGCUCUCAGCCUGACUUCGUACACACUUGUGGCCUUUCGUCCAUCCUUGAACUUGCCGACCUCGUAAAAACUCCAGCAGCUAGCAGGAAAACUAUCUGCACCACGCUGAACCAGACUGUGAGCAACGUUAUGCUUGCCAACUACUGGAACCAGUGCACAGAAUAUGAGAUGGUUAUGACCUAUAAUGAAUUAAAUAUGAUAAGCUCAGUGAUUGGCCCAGACUUCUGUCCGGGAAUCGAUCCCCGCAACCCACAGAAAUGUGCAGAAGAACGCGCAAAACUCCCACCCAUGUGCAAUUUGGAGGAGGCCGUUGGUAAAUGUCUUUAUGAAGCAGACGUAUUGCACAAGAUGGUAGAAAUUCUCGGAGACCCUGAAGAAUGGAGAGACAUGGACUUCUUGUGCAGUCGCCUUGAACAUAUGCUUGGAUGUGUCGGAAACUAUACGUCAAGUUGUGAUGACGCCCAGAUGCAAUAUGUUCACCAGAUCGUUGGGGAACGUAUUGGCAAAGCAAUCCCUCAUUGUCCUUCCCUAAACAUCGAGUUAGCUAUGUGCGAUGCUACGCCUUUGUCAGAAUACAAUUGUAUGAUCUAUGAGGGAAUAGAAACCUGCUUGCAGCCGACAGAAGUUUACAAAAACCCCUACAUCCUAUGCAGUAUGAAUGAGACCAUGUUCGAUGACGUUCUCACAUGUCUGCACGGUUACACUAAGCACUGCACAGCAGUCCAGGCUCUUCCUGUAACAUAUAUUGUUCAGAACUAUAUGGCACAAUCCUUGAUCCUGUGCGGAAACCACAGCAUGGCAACGGAGAUCGCACAGGGCAUUAUCAACCAUGAACAGGGCGUUGCCAUGGAAACUAUGAUGAACAUGAUGAUGGGGAAGGCUUCGGGCAUGAUGCAGGAUAACGAAGAUGCACCCAUCACCUCCCUUGUCAAUGUCAUCCUGUCACUGAAGACCAAGAUAACAAUGACUGGCAACGUGACCGACAUGUUAAUGGCAUUGAUGAAUGAAAUGGGCGAGGACAAGGAGGAGGGCAUGAAAGGUCCUUCAGACAAGAUCAACCUCAUGUCAAUGAUGAAGGUCAGCAUGGGUAUGGCUAUGCACGUUUCGGGAUUAGACACAAAGAGAAUAUACCACACUGACGUAACCCAUGAUGUGGCUCGCUGUGUCUCACAGUACUCAAUGGCUGUCCAGAGGCUGCUUCUCUACCCCGAAGUCUCACACCAACUGGCAUGUGAGAGCAAGGCUGUAUUCCGGAAAUGUUUGAAAAAACUUGAACUUCCUCCAGUCGCUAACAUGUUUGUGAUGGCCCUGGAAAGCAAGGUAGCUAUGGAGUCUGAAAGAGAUUGUAAUUACUAUCUAGAUGAUGUCAUGCUUCUUGGAAGAGAUAUCGCUAAUGUGACGUCCCAUAUGAGGAUGAUCAUAAACGCAACCGGAGCUUACGAGAAUGCUACGGCUGCUGCCAUCGCUCUGAAGCUGAACACUACAAUUUUACAACGUGCCAACCUGACGAAGGAGGAGCGUGACCUCAUCACAACCAUCAUCGGAAUGAUGUCCAAUAUGACAUCUAGGAACAGGUCUAUGGAUGGUCUUGAGGACGCACCAAAGGAAGUCGUGAUGACCUUGAUCAAGGGUGUGGUGUCACAGUUCCGAGAAAUUGUUACUGUGACUUCCGACUGUAACGCUUGGAUGAUUUCGCAGCACAUCACGUUUGCCUAUAUGCAGGUCUUGACAGGGGCCUUUUACCCUUACUCCCAGUAUCCAGGCAUGUGCAGUAACCUUAAAACAGUGUACGAAACUUUGAAACCCGAGGUCCUCAAGUGUCCUGUAAACUACCAGGUCAUGUACGAUCAAGCCCUCACGUUCCUGCACUCCGAGACGAGCGAGAUCUGUGACCUGCCUUACAUAGAUAACACACCACCCACCACAUGUAAUGCCGAACUUGUCAGUCAUUGCAUUGUGGAUCUCAUGCCCUUGCUGUCGACUGCUGGGACUGAACGCAAGAGGCUGUGCAUGGCUGUUGAGCAGGCUUCCCUAUGCAUGGCAUAUGGCCUUCGACAUUGUAACGAUACCCAGUCAUUGGCCCCGUACCUUCAAUUUGAACACAUCAAGUCGAUUGUAGCCGACAGUUGUCCCUACCUCACGGCUUCGAUGCAGUGCUUCAAUAACGACGAUAUCAUUACGGGAAAUACCCAGCUCUGUAAUGUAACGAUGGCUUCGGAGUACUGUGCCAGUUUAGUUACUGGUUCUACAGACCUAGACAAGUGCAAGAAAAUUCCCGAUAUGAUGAACUGUUUGUACCGGUACACGUCAAGCUGCAGUGCUUUAGAAAUGAAUGUAGCGUAUACCCACUUACACAUUGUACUGGAGGAUAUCGUAAACGUCUGUAACAGUGACAGCAUGAUAAGUGCGUACCGCGAGGCGACAAAAUCCGACACGUGUAACCAGGCAGAGCAGUGCACAAUAACUCAAGUGGCUGCCCUGUGUGGCCCUCUUAUCCCUGCCACUAAUUCGUUUUCAUCAUGCAGUUCAUUCAACAAUUUGAACACCUGUUUGACUGGCCUGAUCAAGGGCUGCAACACCUUGCAGUUAACCAUGGUACAUACAGGAUUAAGUUCGAUGCUAUCUAACGCCCAAAUGGCUUGUAUAGAUGUUGUACCUCUCACAUCAAUGAUUCAAUAUGAGAAGGAUGCAGCCAGAUCCGUCAUCGCUUGUGUAAAUAACUACACCCUGGAAAUGACCUCGGCACUGAUGAACACUGACGAUGCCCACCAAGCAAUAUGCACUGCAUUUGCAAAUUUGGGUCAGUGCUUUACGGGAGAUAUGACAGAAGAAGCAGCGGCAGAAGUGUGGCCCUACUAUGGUAUCUCCUCCAAUGUUACAUGGGGGCUUGUCAGAGAGUUGUGUUGGUCUGAUGAACAGGCUGCCAACAUGGCGAGGAGCCAGAUGGGAGCAAUGUUCAACUACACGCCGGACAGAAAAAUGAACGACAUGCAAAAAGAUGGGCCGACUUGUGACAUCCAAAAUGCUGCCAAGAUCUUGAGUUCUUACUCUGUGGUUGUCAUGUUCAGCAGUCUUUUGUCUGCUGAGGACAAGAAGGACUUCUGUGACCCGAAUGGACAGACAUCCAUUUGGAUGCAGAUGGUGCAUGCAUCUGCAGACAAUUGUUCUGAGGCUACCCAAGGGCCGCUGCAUGGCCUCGGCGCUGCUGUACAUGCAUCUAUUGCUUUCUCUGGCGUCUGUGCUGAAGAGUUGAUGGUUUGUGACCCCACCAGUGCCCUGGACUGUGGACUUGACGCUAGUCGAGAGAUCUUGGCCAACAACUCUAUGGACAAACUGGAGGAGAAUUUAUGCAGAAUCUACGACCAAUCAAUGGAAUGUGUGGAGCGGAACACUUACGCCUGUCCACAGGAGGUCAACUGGAAAGUCCAAGAGAAGAUGGAGACCUCAUUCUGUAUAAGCUACGACAUGAUCAAACACUGUCCGUCUGUCCGCAAAGAAAUGGCGAGAGACAGCACCAAAAUCCCGAGCUGUGAUGCAGACAGUUGGAUGGAAGACAUGCGGGAAGAUAUGGAUGUUAAGAACGUCACCACCAGGACAGAGAACGGGACAACAGUUAUUAACAGGAACACAACUAGAGCAAACAACACAGCUGAGAUGAUGGACGACUACAAAGUGUGUAACUUGACUGGUGCCUAUGGAUGUCUUUCCCAUCUCGGUAUGAAGUUGAUGAGUCCCAUGAUGCAAUGCAACAGUAUGCAUAGGCAGUACACUAAAACCAUGCAGUGCGUUGAUAAGAUGACCAGUUGGUGCGAUAGUUCCACCAUGUCGGUGGUCGAGUCGGUGGUGCGGAUGGCUGUAAAGACCGUGUACAAGAUGUGCCCACAGGUUGUCAUGAAGCCAUGCCAGGAAUCAAAGCACUGUCGUCUGGACGAGGCGCAACACUGUGUCGAUGUUUUGGCCCACAUGUCGAGUAUGAAAGAGAUGAAGGAUCAACAUAUCUGCUUGGCACGUGAGAUGACUGAAAUCUGCCUAAAGGAGAAGCUACAGCACUGUUCUGUAUUUGGUAAGUCCGCUAUGAUGGAGGCUGUCAAGCAUGCCACACCAAACCGACAUCUUGUUUGUGGUGGUGAUCUUGAAGUCUGCAUUCAGAAAUUCUUCUUCAACACGAUCGGUCUGAUCAAUGGUGAUGUGAUGUUGGCCCAAGCGACACGUAUCCGAAACACGAUCGCCAGCGAGGUGACAAGCCACUUCAUGGAGAACCCAUACAUGGUCGGAGUGACGGAAAUUAACAGAAGGAUUGAGAUGAAUUUGGCUAAUAUGUCGCGCGCCAUGAGGGAAAUGUUGUCAGGUGGGGCCAACAUGUCGAUGAUGCCCGAUGCUAUGCAGAUGGACAACAUGGGGGAUGCUUACCUCAUGGACGGCGUCGCCUACAUGUGGGGAAUGAUUUCUGGAGGCAUGGAGGAGGACUACCAAACUAACCACGCCAAGGCCAAGGUUAUUCAGUGUGCAGCCGUUCGUGAAGCAUAUGAGUGCAUGGACAGUGAAAUGCACAUGGCUAGCUGGUCAUACUUGUCGUCCGCACAAGGCACCUUUGUGAGACAGAACCUGAUCCAGCUGCACGAAGUCUCCAAAAGCAUGUGCCAUGAAGAUAUGACCUGCACCUUCUUGAAGCAGCCAGAGUCCUGCCAGGUGUUGCCUGCUAUGUGGAUGACAAUGGCUGGUGUUGGACAGGUCUUAACAACCAACAAUGCCGCAUUCUGCAGCAAUCUACCAAGUAUGAUGUCCAACAUAUCCGCCCUGACCUCAAGCUGCACGGAUGACGUCGGUCAACACUUCAAAGCCAUGCUUGGUUUCCAGGAAGAGGCAAAGGAAGCUAUAUGUAAUCUACCCUCCAACUGUAACGUGGACGGUGCUACAGCCUGUCUGCUCAGUCUUAACAAAGACAACUUCUGCGCUGAGUAUGACAACGUUAAGAACUGUAUGACCGGAGCACUGAAGAGCUGUGCUGUCAUGGUUCAGGCUAACCUGACUGCUGAACUGGAGAAUGUACAGAACGCUUAUGGCCAGUCCUGUAUUAAGAUGCCAUCUAUUUAUGUCACAGACCCAACCCGUUUAAUCAGGCUGGAGGAAGGAAGCAUGAAUUCCACAAACAUUUAUGUGACCAUGACUGAGUCACCCUCCUGUGGCAAUAACUGCCACAUCGAAGUUACCGUAUCUCUGUCUGAAGUUGCCAGCUCUGUUGCAAAGUGUGCUGAUGGCGCUGUUGACAUUCCACAAGUGUUGGUGGUCAAGGACGGUGAUACCUCCGGAACCUGUAAUAUGGUCUUUACGGAUGCCGACUACAUGACCCCUCGCGUGGUGCCCCUCUUGGCGACCGCUGACCUCAUUCAGGACGGCACACACUACAUCACUGCUAAACUUACAGCAACCAAGAUUGAUAACGGAGUAGUCGUAAAAGAAACACAGCUUGCAGAAUACCAGAUUGUUGUCGCCAACAACGACCGUUACAGUGUGUGUAUGGCCUUUGGUGAUUCUGUGCGGUCGUUUGACGGACUAAGCCACAAUAACUACUUCCAAGGGUUGUUCUUAGUCUACAAGCACACCACAUUGCCACAAGAGGUGUUUGUGCUGAAGCAAAAGAGCUUGAAUAGGUUCGGAACAGAGUCAUGUGCCGUGGCUGUCAAGUCGGAGGAUGAUGUCUUCAUCAUCGACCGCUGCCGAGCAAGCAAUGGAAAUAUCCGAAACACACAGCAGCUUUAUGUGACUGGCACUUUGCAUCCAUUUACAGAGAUUAACAGCGAGGGCAGCAAAUACACGGUGAGGUUCCCCUCCGGAACCGUGGUGACCAUUGAAGACAUGACACUCUCACUGCAAAUCAUGGUCCAUGCUUCGCCAUUCGACAUGGGUCACACAACAGGUUUGUGUGGUGUGUAUGACGAUAUGACUGACAAUGAUCUGACCCUGCCCAAUGGACGAGCUAUUGCUAUCGCAACAUCAACCACUAGUGUCGAUUUCGCUACCUCUAGAGACUUCGACAGGCAAUGGUCGUCAUCUUCGUCGGAUUUGUUCCUGAAGAGCUCCGACUUCCCAACGAAUACCUUCUGUAGCUGUGGCAGCGUUGCUGGUAGCUCAUCCCCACCGCAAUGUGUCUCUCGUAACACACUCGUGGAGUCUUGUGCUUCACCUUUGGCUGGUACUGACAUCACAAAUGCAUUGAAGGAGGGUGCUGCUGUUAUCGUCACCGGCUGCGACAGGAAGAGGAGACAGGCCGGAACGGGAUUGUUCGAUGAUGUUGAGAUUGACCCAACCUAUGAUGAUUCGGUCACAGAUCCCACAUGGGACCCGACCAGGACCUACUACCUCGACACAGCCACAGCCUUCUGUCAACAACAAGUGAAUGCUAAGCAAAUUAUAGGCCUCUGUCAGCAGAUUCCGGGCUUUUCCAUACCCACUGACACUGUCAUCCAGGAGUGCAUUGACAAAAUCAAGUUGACUGAUUCUGCAAUCGAUGCCACCUUUACGCUAGCUAUGUAUAUCGGGCAAUGCGAGUCUGAGGCCAGACAACUGCUCGGCUCCACGGACGCCGCAUUGGUACAACUUGCCACAAACAUCCUGAACUUUGUUUGUCCAAACGACUGUAGCGGAAGCAAUGGUAUCUGUAGUGCUGGUACUUGCCAGUGUCAACAGAGCUGGCUUGGUGUCGACUGCUCCAUUGACGGGAACCAGCCUCCAACUGUCUCAAGUGUGGAGAACAAUGGACUAUGUCCCCUUGGCAGCACCGACUGUGUUGUGAUCACAGUUCUUGGCGACAACUUCAGUGACCAGAAGACACCUUCAUGCCACUUCCAGGCUCUCACUAUCAAUCAGGCCGGUACCACUCCAACUGGACCUGUGCAAAUCGUGGUCGCUGAGUAUGUUACAAUGUCACAGGUCAACUGUCCAGUACCUGUAGACAUGAUGACGUCCAGUCUCAAAUUUGCCGUACAGGUGGCGGUCAGUAAUGAUGCAGCUAGGUUGAGUCCCUAUUUCACAGUGGUCACCUUCGACAGUGCCUGUUACAGCUGUUCAACGACUGCCUGUACGACCACUACUACUGGCUGUGUGAUAGAGAAUGUUUGCUACGAAGCAUUCUCCAACAAACCUGGUGACCAGUGCCACUACUGUGAUCCUUCUCUAACAAACAUGGGGUGGACAAUGAAAAUCGCUCCACCACUGUGUAAUUUACCUACGACACCAGCCCCCCCUACAACCUCCAGCCAACCAGCUGUGACAACCACCACCACAACGCGAGCAACCACUCCUCGCCCGACAACACCCAAACCAACUACACCAAGACCGACUACACCAAGACCAACUACUACACCAACCACACCAGCUCCUAUGGUGAAGACGACAACAGAGGAGCCGGUCCUUAGCCAAGACGCCCAGUUGAUUGUUGUUGUGUUGGGAGUUGUUGCUGGCCUGUUCGCCGUCCUGUCCUGUAUCUUGGCUGUCAAGUAUUGUCAGCGUCAACCGUCAGAAAUGAAACGCAACUCAUAUAUAGCAGAUGACAAAAGUUAUUCUACAGUAACCAGAUCCAGUAUAGAGGAAGAAAAGCGGGCUUACCCAAACCCAGCUUAUGAUGCAAGGCCGUCCAAUAUAUCAGUGGACCCUAGCACUGAAUACCGGCACGGGGCUGUAGCCCCACGCACUGAUCUACAAGAGGGUUCAGAAGACCCUACUCAACUUAACGAAAAAAAGGCAGACACUUCUGAUCCAGUCUAUCCUACUUUGUACUAAUCAGGACACAUAACCAACACCACUAAGUCAAAAGCAGGAACAUCGGCAUCACUUAUAUAGUACACUGUACUUACAUAGGCAUAAUCAUAACUGUUAAUUAAAGGAUGUUUGCUCUACAAUUUUAUAUACAAAGCUUUAAAUGGUUGGCUUAAAGCUGGAUGGGAGAUAACCCAUUUGUAUCCUGUAUUUUGAUUCUAUGAAAGGAAAAUUUUCGUAACCGCAAAUAUCUUUCAAUGACUGAAUGGGUUAUCUCCCUUGGGUCACCAAAAUAUUAAAUGUUACACAAUAUUUCAUAACGCAAUAUUUUUGUAGUGUUAACUAUUGGCGUGUGUACAGCUACCUGUAGCUCUUGUAUUUGUUUUAUGUAUUUUACUACUACUGCAAUUGCCUUCUUCAUUACUUUAAAUGGAGAGAAAGAAAAAAGAGUACAAACACUUUUGUGUUAUCCGAGGGUGUAACAUUUUUAUUAAAUAGGUAAUGUUUUGUGUUGCUUCUAUUCAUUUUAUUUCUUUAGAGAAUCAUUUUCCUGUAUGUUAAUCAGAAAAUAUUUUUUGUAUGUUCAUUAAUUGGCAGUGGUGAAACUUCUUUUUUAUCAUUUUUUUAGGGAUGCUAAUUUUUAUCAAUUAACAAUUUUUUCCUCAGAGGAUUUCAUCUUUUUCAUUCCUUUUUUAGUUCUCACUGAGUAGUUCAGAUGUAAUCAAAAAGCUAGUAAAAUGAGGCGAAGCAAACUCAUCCAUUUUGACUUAAAGUUCCCUAUAGAGACAAGCUUGUACAAAGAACUUAAGCUGUAAAAUAAAGCCUUUUUUUUACAUUCAAAGUUUAAUCAAGUUUUUUUUUUUAAAUGUAAUUUUUAAACUGCAAUCAGAUUAGUCUGGUAAUGGGGUGGUUUAUUUACUAACAGCAUGGCUUUGUAUUAACACCGCAUGUUAAGUGUAUUUACUGUACAAGUGUAACACCACCAAACUUGUGAUAACAUUGUGCACUCUCUUGUACAAGACUUAAUGAAAAUAAAUACAAAUUCUGUGAUAUGUCUUGCUUUGAUUAUGUAUUGAAAUUACAAGAUUGCUUUAAUAUUUCAAUAUUUUUUCAUGCGUUUUAAUUCAAUGAUUAUCAAAGACUUUUUAUGUUUAUUUUUCCAGCAUUAUAACAUUUUGUACAAAUGUUUUGUUUUU
Molecule: messenger RNA, 25395 nt
Organism: Mizuhopecten yessoensis (Yesso scallop)
Lineage: Eukaryota; Metazoa; Mollusca; Bivalvia; Pectinida; Pectinidae
Exons: 107
Coding region: 80-24223 (8047 amino acids)
Cellular component (GO): extracellular region
Molecular function (GO): peptidase inhibitor activity
Source: RefSeq, a predicted model, not a curated record